Molecule: messenger RNA, 1017 nt
Organism: Trematosphaeria pertusa
Lineage: Eukaryota; Fungi; Ascomycota; Dothideomycetes; Pleosporales; Trematosphaeriaceae
Product: Aldo/keto reductase
Exons: 6
Coding region: 34-1017 (327 amino acids)
Cellular component (GO): cytoplasm
Source: RefSeq, a predicted model, not a curated record
CAACCUCAUAAUCUUGUCAUUUCUUACGACGCUAUGGUCAAAACACUCCCAUUCGCCGAUAUCGAGGUCCCCUCGCCCGGCUUUGGCGCGAUGGGCAUCAGCUUUGGCCUGGGCAACGACUUAACCCUUGAGCAAGCCGAGCCAGUCCUCCUCAAGGCAAUUGAGUUGGGGUGCACUUUCUGGGACACUGCCGUUGUAUACCAGGCCGGUGUGAAUGAGAAGCUUUUGGGAGAUUUUAUCAGGAAGCAUAACAUUCGCAACAAGGUCUUCGUUGCCUCUAAGUGCGGAUUUGACGUAUUCGGGCACGGAAAUGUCACGAAUUCUGCCUCCCACAUUAAGACCUACAUCGAAGGCACGAUUGAGCGACUUGGGUUUACGCCAGACCUGUACUACCUUCAUCGGAUCGACCCCAACACUCCCCUAGAAGAGUCGAUUCCCGCUCUCGAUGAGAUCCGCAAGACUGGCAAGACCAAGUACAUUGGUCUUUCCGAGUGCUCUGCCCAGACGCUCCGAAAGGCCAACUCGAUUGCAAAGAUCGAUGCCGUUCAAGCCGAGUACUCUGCAUUCGAGACUCUGCAUGAAUCUGAUGGCCUGAUCGACACCGCAAAAGAGCUGGGCGUUGCAUACGUAGCCUACAGUCCUCUAGGUCAUGGCUGGCUCGUCGACGAUUUCCCCUACAACACUCCCGACGACUUUGCGCCUGACGAUUUCCGCCGAAGCGUCCCCAAAUUCCAAGGCGAGAACUUCUACAGCAACAAGAGGAUCGUAGAAGAAAUCAAAAAGCUCGCCGCGCGCAAGGGCUGUACUCUGAGCCAGAUCGCUCUUGCAUGGGUCGCGGCCCAGGGAAUGAUUGCUAUUCCGGGCACAACGAAAGCUAAAAGGCUAGAGGAGAACUGGGCGUCGAGAGAUAUCGACUUGACGAAGGAGGAGAAGCAAGAGUUCCGGAACAUCCUAGACAACAUUAGGCCGCAUGGGAAUAGAUAUAGUGCCAAAAAUCAGGCCUUGGUAGGGCAUUAG